Melospiza melodia melodia is the source of this 3027-nucleotide messenger RNA. Its product is annotated as zinc finger protein 436-like. Lineage: Eukaryota; Metazoa; Chordata; Aves; Passeriformes; Passerellidae. Bases 162 to 1070 code for a protein of 302 amino acids. The transcript has 2 exons. Gene Ontology annotation, molecular function: RNA polymerase II cis-regulatory region sequence-specific DNA binding; DNA-binding transcription factor activity, RNA polymerase II-specific. Gene Ontology annotation, biological process: regulation of transcription by RNA polymerase II. The record is from RefSeq and is a predicted model, not a curated record.
UUUCCCGGCAGCCGCGGCUGAGGAGCGGCCCCGGCGCUGUGCCCGGCCCGGGCAGGAGGCCAAGGAGCCGCUGCUGCUGCCCCGAACCGCCGGGAGCUCGGCGUGACCGGGACCUGAGGGCGCUGGGAGCUGGGGAUUUUUCAUUCCCAGGGCGUGUGUGGAUGGAGGAUGAGGAAAAGCCCUGGAGAUUUCGCACAAGGAGGGGCUGCAAACCCAGCACAGGGAGCUGCGGGGAGGAAAGAGCCCCCCUGAGCCAGGAAGGCGGCCAAAGAUCCAGCCAGAGCUCAGAGCUGGUGGAGAAGCCUCAUGGCAGGGAGAAGCCCCACAAGUGCUUGGAAUGUGGGAAGGGCUUCAGGUGGAACUCCAACCUGAUCCAGCACCAGAAGACCCACACUGGGGAAAAGCCCUACGAGUGUGGGGAAUGUGGGAAGUAUUUCAGCCGGAGCUCAACCCUGAUCCGGCACCAGGAGAGCCACACUGGGGAACGGCCCUUUGAGUGUGGGGAGUGUGGGAAGAGCUUCAGAGACUGCUCUGACCUGAUCCGGCACCAGAGGAUCCACACUGGGGAACGGCCCUACGAGUGUGGGGAGUGUGGGAAGAGUUUCAGCCAGAGCUCCCAACUGAUUCGGCACCAGAUGAUCCACACUGGUGAAAAGCCCUAUGAGUGUGGGAAAUGUGGGAAGAGUUUCAGGCAGUGCUCUGGCCUGAUGAGACACCAGGUGAUCCACACUGGGGAACAGCCCUACACCUGCUUGGAAUGUGGGAAGAGCUUUGGGUGGAGCUCCACCCUGAGAACACACCAGCGCAUCCACACCGGGGAGAGGCCCUAUCAGUGUCCUGAGUGUGGGAAGAAGUUUCAUGUCAGCUCCGAUCUCGUCAAACAUGAGCAGAUUCACACCGAGGAGAGGCCCUUCCGCUGCCCCGACUGCGGGAAGGGCUUCAAGCGCAAUUCCACUCUCACCACCCACCGGCGCAUCCACACCGGGGAGAGGCCCUACGGGUGUCCUGAAUGUGGAAAGAGCUUCUCCAGGAGCUCAGCCUUGACCCAACACCAACAGAGGCACCACUGAGGGAAGCCCUGUGAGUGUCCUGAGUUCAGGAAAAGCUUUGUGUGCUGCUCCAGCUCCAUCCCCCAUUGGUGGAUCCAUGUUGGAUGAUCCCCAGUGACCGUUGUUGGGCAGAUCCGUGGUGACCCCUUAUGGGGCAUAAAACAGAGAGUACAGAGGAACUGAUAAAGGGGCCUGUUAUCUUAGGUCUGAGCGAGCAGAAAGUGUGGGAAAAACAGACACAGAUAAAGCCUCCCUGGGCAGCAAGUGACCAAGCAACAUGUGAGAUUUUGGUAAGAUAAUGUUACCAGGUGACAUGAUGUCAUGAAGAAUGUGUAACCAAUGGGAAAAUGUUACCAAAAAUAGAGCCCCAUAUAACUACCAUGCAAGUGAAACCCUAUAUAAACCUCUGGUAUACUCUAUAAAAUUGGCUUCUGAUCUAAACUCGGAUGUCCCCAUCUCUCCAUUGUCGAUAGCCCCUGUUCUGGGUGAUCCCCGUUGGGUGGGGGGAAGGUGUUGGAGAGAUUUUUUCCCUUCUCCUUGUGCUGCUGUGAUUUGGUUGGUAAUAAAUUCCGUCCUUGUGCCCAGGCUGGCUCUGUUGUCCCCGUGCUGGUGCUGUGGGCAGGAUCUCUCCCUUUCCUUCUCUCUUCUGUGCCACUCCUCAGCCAAUCAGAGAAUGCGAUGAACAGGAAUCAGCCCAUCAGAGAGAGCAGGGCUGAUGACUCACUUGCCGAGCAGAUCCGCAGCACCCAGUGUUCCCCACCUGGCCCCCACCGUCCCUACCCAGUCACAGCCCCCCUUGCGGGGUCCCCCCAAGUCCCUCGCCAGUGCCCCCCAUAAACUGGACUGUGUUUAACUGGGAAGAUUUACUGGGAACACUGGGAGCAGCCAGGUGGGGGCAGAGCGACAGCGGGGCUUGGGGGACACACGACCCACCCCCAAAAUCAACACGGGUAUGGAGCAGGAGGUCCUGGCCGGGCCCGAGGCCACGGGGAUCUGUUUUCCCUUCUCUAAAUUUUCAGUGUGAGGUGCCCUGAUAAACCAAACACCAUUUGUUUUUUCUGAUUUCUCCUCCAGGAUUUUACAGGUCCAUAUUGUCUACUGUAAUUAAUCUAAUCUACUGCAACCUCACUCCAUGUCCAAACUUUACGGCUACUGGCAGGUGAAUUAGAUUGAGAAGCUGGGGCCUGUGAGGGGAUGGAGUAUGGAGUGAAACCAGAGUCAGUAGAUCCAGUUUGGUUGGUGAGGUUACCAAGGAAUCUACCUCGUCUCUCUAUGGGACCCAAGGCCAUGAUGGUUUUCUGUAAAGUAAUUGCUGUACAUUUAGGUGUUCUGGAAGCCCUCGAAUUAAAGAAGUAAUAAUUUCAGGCUUUACAGGUAAUUGCAUUGGUGACUGAAAACCAGGAAUCAACUUUUAUUCCAUGAAUCAUUUGCAGGCAGGUGGCUUUGUGGAUGCUUUUCAAAACUGGGUCGAGGGUACUGACUAUAGCUAAAGGGUCUCCCCUUUCCAAAGUAUUAAUUCCCCUGGCCCAGAAAGCUGCACAUUGUGUCAGGGACCAUGUGUCACGCUUAUCUCCUGUUGUUAAGAAAACUCCAUGUCCCCAGUACCCACUAGCCUCCUGUUCAGUUAAUUUAAUUUGAUCUCCACCACUGAGGGACACUCAGAAGACAUAUUCUUCUCCGAUAUUUGUGGAAGGCGGCCAUAUUUUUUCUUCAGCUUAGCUAAUUCGGUAGCACUGAAUGGUAUUUGUUCAGUUGUGAUAUGUGGUUCAAAAUCUUCAUCAUUAAUAUAACUAUAUUCUGUUUUAACCAGGAGUCUCAAAUGAGGGCAGCAGUUUUCUCCACAGUGUUUUACUGCUUCUAGUUCCUUAUGGGGAUAAAUCUGUUUAAUGUGAGGAGUUUCUUUUCCUCUGCCUGUGUUGAGGAAUCAGCAUUCAGUGAAUUCUUAACAUGUUCCUCUCUAAGGGCAGCUCGUAACAGA